UCCUUAUCCCGUUUAUAUGAUCGGAGAGGAGCUGCGCUUCAGGUUGGAAGCGGUGCGAUCAUGGCGGAGCGAGUCCAGCAGCCCCCGGCCAAGCGGCUCUGCUGCCGGCCCGGCUACAACCCGGCGUGCAGGCAGGGGCAGCGGGCUGGAGGAGUCCCGUGCGGCGGCGGCGGCGGCGGCGCAGGCUCCGCUCCGGGAGCGUCUGGCAACGGGAAAACGCACAACCCCGAGUCGCUGCUCGACAUCGCGGCGCGCAGAGUCGCGGAGAAGUGGCCGUUCCAACGGGUGGAGGAGCGGUUCGAGCGGAUCCCGGAGCCCGUGCAGCGGAGGAUCGUUUACUGGUCGUUCCCGAGGAGCGAYAAGGAGAUCUGUAUGUAUUCUUCCUUCAACGCCGGAGGCGAGGAAAGUGGAUCUAGCGGUGACAAUAAUGACGAGACCCAGCUGCCUUUCCUGCGGGGUGUCACUCUGCUGGAGGGUGGCUGGGUGGACAACGUAUUGCAAGUCG
Molecule: messenger RNA, 505 nt
Organism: Austrofundulus limnaeus
Lineage: Eukaryota; Metazoa; Chordata; Actinopteri; Cyprinodontiformes; Rivulidae
Product: zinc finger SWIM domain-containing protein 6
Cellular component (GO): Cul2-RING ubiquitin ligase complex
Molecular function (GO): zinc ion binding
Source: RefSeq, a predicted model, not a curated record